CCGCCGCCCGCCUGGGUCUCGCUCGUACCCUUUAUCCGGCGCCUCGUCGUCACGGGCAUGGACAGCGCAGGCAUCAUGCACGGCUUCUUCGGCGAGGACUGGCGCAAGGGCGUUGGCCCCAUGCACGAGUGCGAGCGCCGCAACUACCUCUUCACGGCCAAAAGCGUCGGCUGGGCCAAGGUAAAGUGCCAGUACGAUAUGUCGCCUCAUGAAUCCGUCCCCUUUCUCAAGCCCCUCCAAGAAGUCCAACUCGCCGAGAUUGAGGGCGCAGAGAAGACGUGGAGUCAGUGGCUCGCCAUGGAGGAUUGGAUGGUUGGUCCGCGGGCCCCAGAUGCGGGUGAUGGCGAUCAGCAUCUAGAGGAUGCGCCGCCCCAGCGCCGCGAGUCGUGA
Bipolaris oryzae ATCC 44560 is the source of this 390-nucleotide messenger RNA. RefSeq lists its product as uncharacterized. NCBI's taxonomy places the organism in Eukaryota, Fungi, Ascomycota, Dothideomycetes, Pleosporales, Pleosporaceae. The annotation marks the transcript as partial. The transcript has a single exon. The record is from RefSeq and is a predicted model, not a curated record.